Peronospora belbahrii is the source of this 1137-nucleotide messenger RNA. NCBI's taxonomy places the organism in Eukaryota, Oomycota, Peronosporomycetes, Peronosporales, Peronosporaceae. The record is from the annotation of a GenBank genome assembly.
AUGGGAGGUGAAGCGUGCGUGACUCCAACAUGUGGACAAAGCGGCUCGCUCGUAUGCCCGACGUGCAAAAAGUUGGGCAUUCCACCAGUCAUGAGCUCUUUCUGCUCACAGCAGUGCUUUAAAGGCUACUGGUCUUCGCACAAGGCGCUGCACAGGAUGUUUACGCAAGCGCUGGUAGAAGAACAGGCACUGGCCAAGCACAUGACGCCUUUUGAUGGUUUUGAGUUUACUGGUAAGCUACGUCCCGGUGUAGUGUCGGAGAAGAGGGAAGUACCAGAGCAUAUUCAACGUCCUGACUACGCAGAGACUGGUAUCCCUAUCUCAGAGCAGCAAGCUAGCAAAAGUAUCCCUAUCUACACAUCUGAGCAAAUCGCAGGUAUCCGUGAGGCCUGUCGUCUUGGCCGGGAGGUUCUUGACAUUGCAGGUAAAGCGCUGCGUCCUGGGGUCACGGGAGACGAGAUUGACAAAAUUGUGCACUUGGCCUGCAUCGAGCGUGGCUGCUAUCCGUCACCACUGAACUAUCAUCAUUUUCCCAAGUCAGUCUGCAUUUCAGUAAACGAGGUCAUUUGUCAUGGUAUUCCAGACUCUCGUGCUUUUGAAGACGGAGACAUUGUUAAUCUUGAUGUGACUGUGUACAAGAACGGGUAUCACGGAGAUCUGAACGACACCUUCUUGGUAGGCAAUGUAGACGAGGAUGGCGUGCGAUUGGUGAAGACGGCAUUUGAAAGUUUGGCGGUAGCAGCUAAAUUAGUUCGACCGGGCACAAUGUUUCGUGAACUGGGCAAACACAUUGCUGCGGUUGCUAACGCACAGGACUUUUCGGUCGUCAAGACAUAUUGUGGUCAUGGAAUUGGGUCGUUAUUCCACUGUCCUCCAAACGUCCCUCACUACGCGAAGAAUAAGGCUGUUGGUAUCAUGAAGCCUGGCAUGAUUUUUACUAUUGAACCGAUGAUAAAUAUGGGUUCAUGGCGUGACAAGACGUGGCCCGAUGAAUGGACGGCCGUGACGCAAGAUGGUAUGCGUUCCGCACAAUUUGAGCAUACGUUCCUUGUGACAGAUACAGGCUAUGAGAUUCUGACUGCGCGUGAGAAUGAGCCAGUAAUGGAGUGGGAUUUUGCCAAGGUGCACCGACUGUAA